AUGAGUCUUAAUAAUACUACGGUUCCUGCAAUGAUCAAUACAGUGUCCACCAUACCCUAUGAUACUGGUGAUAAUGCAUGGAUGAUGACAUCCACUGCACUCGUCCUUCUCAUGACACCGGCACUCGCCUUCUUCUAUGGUGGUCUUGUUGACCAUAAAAAUAUUCUCAAUCAACUUUUCCUUUCAUUCGUAUGCAUGGGUAUCGUCUUUCUUCAGUGGGUACUGUUCGGCUUCUCUUUCGCUUUCGGUCCACCCGUCAGCUCUGGUUUCGGAUCAUUCGGAUGGUCUGUGCUACGAUUCGGUGAAUCCUAUAAUUCAAACUAUAGUCCCACAUAUCCUCUUCUCACUUAUUGUGCCUAUCAAGCCACAUUCGCCAUCAUCACACCUGCUCUCAUCUCAGGCGCCAUCGUUGGUCGAAUGAAGAUCAUCCCUUACAUGAUCUUCAUUUUCGUUUGGUCAACAGUUUGUUAUGAUCCCAUGGCACACUGGGUAUGGGGUGAUAACGGUUGGUUAAAACAGUUGGGCACACUUGACUUUGCAGGUGGCACAGUCGUUCACAUACUCUCAGGUGUUUCUGGACUUGUAGCAUCGAUUAUUCUUGGCAAACGACAUGACUAUGAUCCUAGAGGCACCUCUGCUCACAAUUUACCAUUCACCAUUCUGGGAACAUGUCUGCUGUGGGUAGGCUGGACAGGUUUCAACGGUGGAUCGGCGAAUUCAGCGAGUGGUUUGGCCGCACUCGCAGUGAUCAACACACAUACUGCGGCUGCGACUGGACUAGUCACAUGGGUAGUGAUCGAUGCCAUGCGUGGUCACGUCUCCAUUUCAGGUGCGUGUAUUGGUCCCAUUGUUGGUCUAGUGGCGAUAACACCAGCAUGUGGCUUCGUUCAACCAGGAUGGUCCAUACUGAUCGGCACGAUUGCAACUUGCAUUGUCUAUGUUCUUCUCUUAUUGAAAAAGUAUAUGCGUUUCGAUGACACAUUGGAUGUUGCCAUUGUUCACGGUUGCGGAGGCAUCGCGGGAGCAUUUAUGACUGGACUGUUUUCACAGAAGUGGGUAAAUGAAGCAGGUGGCUUCGAUGGUGCAUUCUAUGGUCGCCCAGUUCAACUAUGGUAUCAAAUAGCUGGAAUACUUACAGCUGUAGGAUUUUCCGCCGUAUGUACAGCUGGUAUUCUGCUUCCGCUGGAUUGGAUAAUGGGUAUUCGUUUAGCAGAAAAAGAUGAAAUCGAAGGUCUUGAUGCAACCGCUCAUGGUGAAAGUUGGGAAAUAGCUGCGUCACGUACUGUGAGUGAUAUGGUUAGAAAGGCUUUAGAAGACGUUAAUAAUGGCAAGAAUUCUGAAGACAGAGGCACAUUCCAGUUGCAUUAUACUCCUGCGGAUACAGAUCGCAAAUCAUUCACAAUACCCCUUCCGGACCGUUUUAAUCGGCAAUAUAGUACUGCAGGAAACACACGACCGCAAACAAGUGUGAAUUCUAAUGAGAUUCCAGCAAUUCAGGACGACGUUGUGAAAUCUCGCCAUUAA
This is a messenger RNA of Adineta ricciae, 1524 nucleotides long. Lineage: Eukaryota; Metazoa; Rotifera; Eurotatoria; Adinetida; Adinetidae. The record is from the annotation of a GenBank genome assembly.